Lycium ferocissimum is the source of this 1096-nucleotide messenger RNA. Its product is annotated as ribonuclease 3-like protein 3. Gene Ontology annotation, biological process: siRNA processing. Gene Ontology annotation, cellular component: cytoplasm; nucleus. NCBI's taxonomy places the organism in Eukaryota, Viridiplantae, Streptophyta, Magnoliopsida, Solanales, Solanaceae. The coding region runs from base 98 to 979 and encodes 293 amino acids. The transcript is spliced from 4 exons. The record is from RefSeq and is a predicted model, not a curated record. Gene Ontology annotation, molecular function: ribonuclease III activity; RNA binding.
UAAAUUUUACAAAAGAAAAUUCGAAGGCUCAAGCUUGAACAUUGCUGCCAUACCACUACGGGAAGCAAUGGUGAGAAGAAGGAAUUAGUAGAUACAAAUGGUGGGGUCUUGGUUACGCCCUUUCUUGAAUUGGGUCUCCCCUCUAAACCUCCACAAAUAUGGAGCUGUUUUGAAUAGCUUGCUACCAGGUAUCCUGGCAAAUGAGGAUGCAACACAAAGGUCAUUGCAAGAUGACACAUCACCAAAUGUUGAAGAAGUACAGAAAAUCAUCGGGUACCACUUUAAAGAUCGGAAUUUAUUGCGGCAAGCUUUUACACAUCCGUCGUAUGACAAGGAUUGUAUAUCUUAUGAGCGGCUCGAGUAUGUGGGUGACUCGGUUCUUAACCUUAUGAUCACAAAACAACAGUUUUCCAAGUAUCCCAAUCUUCCACCUGGGUUAUUGUCACCUCUACGUGCUGCAAAUGUUGACACAGAGAAGCUUGCACGUGUUGCUGUUAAGCAUGACUUCCACAAGUAUUUACAGCAUGGAAGGCCUAUCCUUACGCGACGAAUUCAAUCAUUUAUAAAUGCUCUUCCUGAAUAUCCAUUGCAUUCUCAUGGAUUGAUAAAUGCUCCGAAGGUGCUUGCUGAUGUUGUUGAAUCAACAAUAGGAGCAGUAUUUAUCGACAGCAAUUCUUCAAUUGACACUACCUGGGAGGUAGCAGAGAAUCUAUUAGAGCCCAUAAUUACACCAGAAAUUCUUCAAACAAAUCCAGUGAAGAAGCUCUAUGAGACAUGCCAGAAGCAUAAACUCAAAGUUCGAGUAGUCGAUAUGUGGUCACAUGAUGGGAGUUUUGAAGUUUUUAUUGACAAUCAACUAAGUGGAAAAGGCAUGUGUCAUGUAAAGAAAGAAAUUGCAUUGAACAGAGCAGCAAAUAAGGCAUAUGAUGAAGUUAUUAGAAUGUUAAGUGUUGGCAAUAUGAAGAUAGCUAAUAGCUAAUAAUCUGGCAUUCGAAAGAGAACUAUUUGUUCUUAUUGCAAGUAUACAGUUUUGGAUUUCCAAAGUUGAUUUACAGACUCAUUGGUUUAGAAAUCCACAGGGCUUCAAUUUUCAUUA